Molecule: messenger RNA, 3146 nt
Organism: Chelonia mydas (Green sea turtle)
Lineage: Eukaryota; Metazoa; Chordata; Testudines; Cheloniidae
Gene: IMPDH1
Product: inosine monophosphate dehydrogenase 1
Exons: 16
Coding region: 211-1887 (558 amino acids)
Biological process (GO): GTP biosynthetic process
Cellular component (GO): cytoplasm
Molecular function (GO): IMP dehydrogenase activity
Source: RefSeq, a predicted model, not a curated record
CCUGCCAGCGUGGGCCGGGCUGGUGCCUUCUCCUCCCCCGGCCCUUCCUCCAGCCGCUUCUCCCUCCCGGGCCAGCCGCGUGGAGGGCGCCCGAGCAGCCUGCAGGCAGCGGCGGCCGCGGAGGAGCCCCGGGCCGGGCCAUGGGCGAGGGGGAGCCCGCGAGCAUGGCUGACUACCUGAUCAGCGGGGGCACGGGCUACGUCCCUGAGGAUGGCCUCACGGCCCAGCAGCUCUUUGCCAUCGCCGACGGCCUCACCUACAACCCUGACCCAGGGAGCUGCCUUUCCCUUGGCCGGUUCCAGUCCCACCCAGAACUCUUCCUGCCCCAGCUGGCUGAGUGGCUAUUCAACAGCUGCUGCGUUCCUCCCCAGAGGUGGCUGCAUUUCAAUGCGACUUCCUGAUCCUCCCAGGCUUCAUCGAUUUCACGGCGGACGAAGUGGACCUGACCUCGGCGCUGACCCGCAAGAUCACCCUGAAGACGCCGCUCAUCUCGUCGCCCAUGGACACCGUCACCGAGUCAGACAUGGCGAUCGCCAUGGCGCUGAUGGGCGGCAUCGGGAUCAUCCACCACAAUUGCACCCCGGAGUUCCAGGCCAACGAGGUGCGCAAGGUCAAGGCGCCCGGCUGGUGACUCCCCCUCUCCCUCCCCUGCAGAAAUUUGAGCAGGGCUUCAUCACGGACCCGGUGGUGAUGAGCCCCACACACAGCGUGGGGGACGUCUUCGAGGCCAAGCUGCGCCACGGCUUCUCGGGCAUCCCCGUCACCGAGACGGGCAAGAUGGGCAGCAAGCUGGUGGGCAUUGUCACCUCGCGGGACAUCGACUUCCUCACCGAGAAGGACUACGCCACCUACCUCAGCGAGGUGAUGACGAAGCGCAAUGACCUGGUGGUGGCGCCCGCCGGGGUCACCCUGAAGGAGGCCAAUGAGAUCCUGCAGCGCAGCAAGAAAGGGAAGCUGCCCAUCGUGAACGACAGCGACGAGCUGGUGGCUAUCAUCGCCCGCACGGACCUGAAGAAGAACCGCGACUACCCGCUGGCCUCCAAGGACUCGCGCAAGCAGCUGCUGUGUGGGGCGGCCAUCGGCACCCGCGAGGACGACAAGUACCGGCUCGACCUGCUCACGCAGGCCGGCGUCGACGUGGUGGUGCUGGACUCCUCCCAGGGCAAUUCCGUGUAUCAGAUCAGCAUGAUCCAUUACAUCAAGCAGAAAUACCCCGAGCUGCAGGUGAUCGGUGGGAAUGUUGGAUCCACAGUGGUGACAGCGGCGCAGGCCAAGCACCUGACGGACGCGGGGGUGGAUGGUCUGCGCGUGGGCAUGGGCUGCGGCUCCAUCUGCAUCACGCAGGAAGUGAUGGCGUGCGGCAGGCCCCAGGGCACGGCCGUGUACAAGGUGGCGGAGUACGCCCGCAGGUUCGGCGUGCCUGUGAUCGCGGAUGGCGGCAUCCAGACGGUGGGGCAUGUGGUGAAGGCGCUGUCUCUAGGAGCCUCUACGGUGAUGAUGGGCUCCCUGCUGGCGGCCACCACGGAGGCCCCGGGCGAGUAUUUCUUCUCCGACGGCGUGAGGCUGAAGAAGUACCGGGGGAUGGGCUCGCUCGACGCCAUGGAGAAGAACAGCAGCAGCCAGAAGCGAUACUUCAGCGAAGGGGAUAAGGUGAAGGUGGCGCAGGGCGUCUCCGGCUCCAUCCAGGACAAGGGCUCCAUCCAGAAGUUCGUCCCAUACCUGAUUGCGGGCAUUCAGCACGGCUGCCAGGACAUCGGGGCCAGGAGCCUCUCCAUCCUCCGCUCCAUGAUGUACUCGGGCGAGCUGAAGUUUGAGAAGAGAACCAUGUCGGCCCAGAUCGAAGGCGGCGUCCACGGCCUCCACUCUUACGAGAAGCGGCUAUACUGAAGACGGGCUCCGAAGCAGCAGCCAGCGCGUAGCUCCCAACGUCCCUGCCCCGGUCGCCGCCCGCCGCGUGUAGCCCAGCCCUCCGCUCCGACCGCUCCUCACAGGGAUGGAUUUGCACUACGGCCGAGAGAGAGCGUCUCGCCUGCCCGGAGCCGCCUUUGGCCAGGACCUGGCCCUGACUGGACGGCAGCCAGAUCUCCCCCACGCCUGGUGCAAGGCCCCAGGAACCAGCCCCCCUGGGCUGGGCAGGAGAACAGAGAGCAGGUGCUGGAAAGAGCUGCGGGGGGCGGGGGGGGCACCUCCCCUGCCGGCUGGGCAGGAGCGAUUCAGCAUUUAGCACUGGGCCAUCCGCCACAGGAGCGCUGAGCAGGGCCCCCAGCUCCCCCCCACUGCCGCUGCAUCGUCCCGGGCAGCCGCGGCCUGGCUGGAGCCCGCAUUCCCCCCACGCCACCUCCCAUCCACGCCUCCGGCUCCGCCAGCCUCCGCGGCAUGUCCCCCCACCGGUGCUAGUGCUGCCCGGGGGCCGCUGGGGGCUCCAGCACUUCCCUUUCCCCGCAGUGGGGCAGUGACAUGAGACCCAGGGAUCUUGCUGGCAGCCCGGGCCUGGCUCUGGCUCUGGCCCAGUCGCCCCUGGGCUUCAAGGGAUUUUGUAAACUUGUACAGGAGCCCGAGCCUUGCCUAUUAACCCUCCGCUGCCCAGGGGCUGUCUUACCCUGCCCCCCAAGGCUGUUUGUUAGCAGGGUCUCUCCAACCUGGACCAAACACCAUGGACCAGCCACCUCCCCUCCGAUCCUGGCCAGAAGCUGCCCGGACUUUUCCGUCGUUGUCGCUCUCUACAGAGCCCUGGGACAUCAUCCCGCUGCACGCCUGGCAGCUGCUGCUGGGGUCCCUGCAGCCUGCCCAGCCCCAGGGUGACCUCCCUCUGGGGCAGCUCUGGGGUUAGGCAGGGUGACCCCCAAAGCUGGAAUGGGGCCCGGCCACCCCUCUGCAAGCUGUGCUGUUGGCCUGGCUGCAGCGCCCUCGGCCGUGCAGCCCGGUACUGCCACACGCUGCAGGCUCUGGGCAUCCGUUUCCUCCGCUGUUCCUGCCAGAUGAGUUUAAAUCUCCUUUUUCUGUCACUGCAGCUACUGGCAAGUCCCGGCCUCUCCCCUGCAGCACCGACCCCCCCCACUCGUUAGAAGGCUUUAACUUUGCACAUUUGGGGUCCAGUGUUUGUAACUGUGUAUUGAAGAAUAAUAAUAAAGUAAUGCAGCAUCAGG